AUGGGCACGGACCGAGGCCAGGACCCCCCACACUCGUCUAGCCUGCAAAAUACACCUUUCAACACUUUUAGAUCGUCACUCUACCACCUCGAUACUAACGACAACAGGGUCAAGAUGAGUCACCGGAAGUUCGAAGCCCCCCGCCACGGCUCCCUGGCCUACCUGCCGCGCAAGCGCGCUGCCCGCCACCGCGGAAAGGUCAAGAGCUUCCCCAAGGAUGACGCCAAGAAGCCCGUCCACUUGACUGCCUCCAUGGGUUACAAGGCCGGUAUGACCACUGUCGUCCGUGACCUUGACCGUCCCGGUGCCAAGAUGCACAAGAAGGAGAUUGUUGAGGCCGCUACCGUCAUUGAGACUCCUCCUCUCGUUGCUGUCGGUGUUGUCGGUUACAUCGAGACUCCCCGUGGUCUCCGCUCUCUCACCACCGUCUGGGCUGAGCACCUGAGCGAUGAGGUCAAGCGUCGCUUCUACAAGAACUGGUACAAGAGCAAGAAGAAGGCUUUCACCCGUUACGCCAAGAACCACGCCGAGGCCACCGGUGCCACCGCCCGUGAGCUCGAGCGCAUCAAGAAGUACUGCACUGUCGUCCGUGUCCUUGCCCACACUCAGAUCCGCAAGACCGCCGUCAAGCAGAAGAAGGCCCACCUCAUGGAGAUCCAGGUCAACGGUGGCUCCGUUGCCGACAAGGUUGACUUCGCCCGCAACCUCUUCGAGAAGACCAUCGAUAUCGACAGCAUCUUCGAGAAGGACGAGAUGAUUGAUGUCAUCGCCGUCACCAAGGGUCACGGUUUCUCCGGUGUCACCAGCCGUUGGGGUACCACCAAGCUUCCCCGCAAGACUCACAAGGGUCUCCGUAAGGUCGCCUGUAUUGGUGCCUGGCACCCUAGCCACGUCCAGUGGACUGUUGCCCGUGCUGGUCAGGACGGUUACCACCACCGUACCUCUUGCAACCACAAGGUCUUCCGCAUCGGUAAGGCCACCGAUGCUGGCUCUGCCUCCACUGACUUCGAUAUCUCCAAGAAGCAGAUCACCCCCAUGGGUGGCUUUGUUCACUACGGUGAGGUCAAGAACGACUGGAUCCUGCUUAAGGGUUCCGUCCCCGGUGUUAAGAAGCGUGUCAUGACUCUGCGCAAGACUCUGUACCCCCAGACCAACCGCAGGGCCACUGAGAAGGUCGAGCUCAAGUGGAUCGACACCUCCUCCAAGUUUGGUCACGGUGCUUUCCAGACCCCCGAGGAGAAGCGCGCCUUCCUGGGUACCCUCAAGAAGGACCUUGUUGCCGAGUAA
Molecule: messenger RNA, 1287 nt
Organism: Penicillium malachiteum
Lineage: Eukaryota; Fungi; Ascomycota; Eurotiomycetes; Eurotiales; Aspergillaceae
Gene: rpL3
Product: 60S ribosomal protein uL3
Exons: 7
Coding region: 1-1287 (428 amino acids)
Biological process (GO): ribosomal large subunit assembly; translation
Cellular component (GO): ribosome; cytosolic large ribosomal subunit
Molecular function (GO): structural constituent of ribosome; RNA binding
Source: RefSeq, a predicted model, not a curated record